Linum trigynum is the source of this 1407-nucleotide messenger RNA. The record is from the annotation of a GenBank genome assembly. Lineage: Eukaryota; Viridiplantae; Streptophyta; Magnoliopsida; Malpighiales; Linaceae.
UAGAAUAGAGUCUAUUGCUGUUUGCUAACCAACGCCCUUCAACGCAAAAAAAAAAAAAAAAAAAAAAAAAAAAAAAAAAACAGACUCUACUGCCGCCCUUCCAAAGGCCGUCAUGUCCGAUCAACAUUUUCCACAUCAGUGCCCUGAACCUGAAGCGGGCAACAGACAUCUCACACGUGUUCUUCGUCGAGCAGGAAAAGUCGGUCACUUCUUCUCAAGGGAGCAGAUCGCUAGAUCCCCGACUCCCAUCCUGCUGCGCGCCUCCGUUCUCAGAGACGCCAUCCUGCCAGUGAUCAAAACAGCCAUCCGCCGUCAACUUCCACCCAAUAUGAGUCAAUCACUAGAUGUCGACCGUCACGCAGCACAUCUCUGCUAUGGCGUUUGCGUCAUGAUCUAUCUAAAGCUCCGGUCCGUUCACUCCCUGGACUCCGAGCGCAUGAUGAAGUACGCAACGAAGCCUGAGGUUCCUAACAACUUUAGGGUCCUCGCUCCUUACGCACUCGCAAUCUCCCAGCUCGGUAUGCUCAACGUAACCAGUUUGACACGCGAGGUGCGCCUCACCCCUGAUGUCGAUGCAGCGGACGCCGGUUCCUACCUCCUGCCAAGUGGCGCCACGUGGUGUCCGGCCGCUUAUGGGCAAGCCUGCGAGUUCGCUGAGAAGAUUGGGUUGCUGCUCGGCCCCGUGGACCUAUCUCAGAAGAUUGGAUCCAGCUGGUGGGUGUACAAAGUUAGGGUUGAAGAAGAUAUCAUGACACUGCAAUGCCCAAUACCUGAAGACAACUUCUCCGUCGAAUCUGCACUGGUAAGGUCCUUGUUCCUGCGAACGGACGGCUCUGAAGGCGACAACUGGAUCUUCGAGGUUGAGAGUUUCAGUCUCGAUGAUUACGGCUCCAUGUUGCGCAAUCCUCCCGAGGAUAUCGCCAUCACCACCUUCUUUGCGGUUGAAUGGAACGAAUGAGAUUGGACUGAUUGGUCAUUAAUUAGCGAUUAAGCAGAAGUUUUAGUCUUGUUUUGUUAUUGAGAAGUAAGGGAGCGGACAGUUCGUUAAUAUGAGUCUCUUGUGUCUGAUUGGUAAUUUUCCAGCUGGUUGCAGUCCUUUAAAUAGUGUGAAGUGUUGGUGCUGGUGCAGUGGCUUACUAGCUGCAACUUUCAUAUAUAAGACUAUUUAUGUUAUCCAUAGAGCCCGUUUUUGGUGUUACUGUACUGAAGUUCGUUCUUGGAGCUGUCUAGCGACAUUCCAACCAUCCCUGGGCGAGUUUGAUGAUCGAUGGUGGUUAAAGAUUGAACCACCAGCAACCUUGUCAAGGAGGUUGUAUGGUGAGGGAAUUGUUUUGAGUACACGAGCAGCUUAGUACAGGGGAGCGGGGUGUUGUUAUAGUAACAGCAGGAUAAAAGGGUCAAUUAACA